Messenger RNA from Humulus lupulus (European hop), 2769 nucleotides. Its product is annotated as beta-amyrin synthase-like. Gene Ontology annotation, cellular component: lipid droplet. The transcript is spliced from 15 exons. Lineage: Eukaryota; Viridiplantae; Streptophyta; Magnoliopsida; Rosales; Cannabaceae. The record is from RefSeq and is a predicted model, not a curated record. Gene Ontology annotation, biological process: triterpenoid biosynthetic process. Gene Ontology annotation, molecular function: beta-amyrin synthase activity. Bases 307 to 2577 code for a protein of 756 amino acids.
ACCAAAUAUGUUAUAGCUAUUAGAUCCAAAAUCAAAGGCUAAAAAAUAAGCCCUAUAGUUACGGUUGAAAUUGAAGCCCGCACAAUAGAAAUUUCCUAACUAUAUAUGUCAUGCAUAUAUAUUUCUGAGUUUCUUCCAACUUCUAUAGGUCUUUCCCUUAUAAUUAAGCUCUUCUUCUCUUAUAAUACAUCACAAACAAUAUUUGCGUAUAGAUAUACAUAUAUAUAUAUAUAGUAGUGAUAUAUAUAUAUAUUAAUUAAGCUUAGGGAAUUAUAUUAAUUAAUAUAUAUAACUAGUUAGAGAAGGAUGUGGAAGAUCAAGUAUGGAAGGGGAGCAGAAGAGGCAUACUUGUUCAGCACAAACAACUUCUUAGGAAGACAAACAUUCGAGUUUGACCCCAACGCAGGCACUGCUGAAGAACAAGCCCAGAUCGAAGAUGCUCGACUCAAUUUUUACACAAACCGCCACAAGGUUAAGCCCUGUAGCGAUCACAUUUGCCGACUCCAGAUGCUAAGAGAAAGAAACUUUAGACAAACUAUUCCCCAAGUGAAAGUCGAGAAUGGUGACAAAAUCAAAUACGAAGUAGCCGAUGCGGCCAUGAGAAGAUCCAUCAACUUCUGGUCAAUUCUUCAGUCACCACAUGGUCAUUGGCCUGCUCAAAAUUCUGGCAUUAUGUACUUCAUCCCUCCACUAGUAUUUUGCAUGUAUAUUACAGGUCAUUUGGACACAGUACUCAAUGAACAUCAUAAGAAAGAAAUGUUAUGGUAUAUGUAUUGUCAUCAAAAUGAAGAUGGUGGAUGGGGAUUGCACAUUGAGGGUCCAAGCAUGAUGAUGUGCACAGUUAUGAACUAUGUGGCCAUGCGUCUUCUUGGAGAAGGGUCAAAUGGUGGCCUUGAUAAUGCAUGCACCAGAGCUCGAAAAUGGAUUCUUGACCAUGGUGGAGCAACUGGAUCUGCCUCUUGGGGAAAGAUAUGGAUGUCUAUACUUGGUGUGUAUGAUUGGGAAGGAUGCAAUCCAAUGCCACCAGAGUUUUGGUUCAACCCAUUCAUUCUUCAUCCUUCGAAGAUGUUAUGCUAUACUCGGUUGACUUAUUUGCCAAUGUCAUAUUUUUAUGGGAGAAAGUACGUUGGCCCAAUCACACCUUUGAUUCAAGCACUAAGAGAAGAAAUCUACAAUGAGCCUUACAAACAAAUCAGGUGGAGCAAAAUGCGACAUCUUUGUGUCGAGACUGAUAACUACUAUCGCCAUAGUAGGCUACAACAUCUAUUAUGGGAUAGUGUCCACUACAUUACUGAGACUUUUAUUGGUCAUUGGCCUUUAAGAAAGAUAAGAGAGAAAUCACUUCAGAAAGUAAUGGAGCACAUUCAUUACGAAGAUGAGAAUAGCCGAUAUAUCACAAUUGGAUGUGUUGAGAAGCCAUUAAUGAUGCUGGCUUGUUGGGUAGAGGAUCCAAAUGGAGAAUAUUUCAAAAAACACAUUCCCAGAAUUGCAGAUUAUUUAUGGGUUGCAGAAGAUGGAAUCACUAUGCAGAGUUUUGGUAGUCAAGCUUGGGAUUGUUGUCUCUCUGUGCAAGCUCUAUUGGCAGCAAAUAUUAGCGAGGAAAUUGGAGAUGUACUAAAGAAAGCACAUGAGUUCUUGAAGCAGUCACAGGUGAGGGAUGAUCCCCCUAACCGUUCAAAGUAUUUUCGACAUAUUUCCAAAGGAGGAUGGACUUUUUCUGAUCGAGAUCAUGGAUGGCAAGUUUCGGAUUGCACUGCAGAAGGUCUCAAGUGUUGCCUAUUAUUGUCAAUGAUGUCCCCUAACAUUGUGGGAAAGCCUAUGAAAGUAGAACACAUGUACGAUUCUGUCAAUAUCAUUCUUUCACUACAGAGUGGAAAUGGUGGUCUAUCAGCUUGGGAACCGGCAGGAGGUCCAAAAAUAUUGGAAUGGCUUAAUCCGGUGGAGUUCAUGGAGGAUCUUAUCGUUGAAUAUGAGUGUGUAGAGUGCACCUCUUCCUCCAUACAAGCAUUAAAUCUAUUUAGGGAGUUAUAUCCAAACCAUAGAAAAAGGGAUAUUGACAAUUUCAUUACCAAAGCUUUGAACUACAUUGAAGAGACACAAAUGGCUGAUGGUUCUUGGUAUGGAGUUUGGGGAAUUUGCUUCUUAUAUGGUACGUGGUUUGCCAUUAGAGCAUUGGAGGCUGGUGGAAAGCACUGCUAUAAUUCUCAAGCUGUUCGUCGAGCGGUUGAUUUUUUACUCAACACACAAAGAGAAGACGGUGGUUGGGCAGAAAGUUACACUUCUUGCACUAAUAAGGUAUAUACUCCCUUAGAAGGAGACCACUCUCAUUUGGUGCACACUUCUUUAGCAUUGAUGAGUUUGAUCCAUGCUAGACAGGCUGAGAGAGACCCAACUCCUAUUCAUCGUGCUGCAAAAUUGUUGAUUAAUUCUCAAUUAGAAGACGGUGAUUUUCCCCAACAGGAACUUAUGGGUGUUUACAUGAAGACUUGCAUGUUGCAUUACGCGGCGUAUAGGAAUAUCUUUCCAAUUUGGGCUAUUGCAGAGUAUCGUAAUUUAGUUUUGUUGCCUUCUAAAUGAAGAACAAAAUAAACUCAACAACUCUAAUAAAUACUUGCUCAUAAGAUAUUGGACCCAAGUAUUAUUGUUUAAAUAUGAAAAUCAAGAUAUAUAUGAUGCAGAAAAUACUACCACAAUGGUCAAUAUGUAAUGGUAAGAUUCCUUGCACUGUUGAACAAUCCAUAUCAAUACCAAACACAGUUAUUUCUCCAA